ACCAGAGUGACACAGUGCUUGUGACUCUGGCUGUGUUUCAAGAUCCCAGCCAAGUUAUGGUCACUGAUGAGGUCAUUGGAAGGAUAGUCUAUUUCAAGCAACUCAUGUCAAAUAUGUGUACUUCAAUUUUGGAAGUUCCAUUGAAUUCAAACCACAUGCAAAUGGCCAUUUUCAAGAGAGUAAUAUGCAGCAAACUCUUUCCAACACUUUUCAAAUAAAAUCUCACCAUCUUGAUUAGUCCACUCUAUUUUUCAUUUAGUGAGAUCUGGAGACUUCAGAUACACUGAAUUUGGAAAACCAUCACCAUAUUUCUUACUGAAUUUGUUUGGUACCUUCUGCAAUGCCAAUGAAACAGUUCUUGGUUAACCAUUACUAACUUUUCCCUCCUUUCCUAACAGCAGCUUUGCUGAUUCAGUAACUGUUCUAGUCAAUUAGCUAACUAACUAACUAACUAAUCAAUGGAACUGUUGUCUGUGUGAGUAUCAGCUACAACAACAACAUCCAUGGAUUCCUCUACCUUCCAACAGAACCACCAUUCUCCUUCAACUGUGAUUCGUUUCUUCAAGAUUGUUCUCACAAAAAGCCUUCAACAUAAAACUCUUUUACAAUAACAACAUCCAUGGCUUCCUCUACCUUCCAACACAACCACCAUUCUCCUUCAGCUGUGAUCAGUUUCUUCAAGAUUGUUCUCACAGAAAGCCUUCAAAAUGGAAUUCUUAAGGUACCAAACAAGUUUAGUAAGAAAUAUGGUAAUGGUUUUCCGAAUCCAGUGUAUCUGAAGCCUGCAGAUGACACUGAAUGGAAAAUAGAUUGGACUAAUAAAGAUGGUGAGAUUCUGUUCGAAAAGGGUUGGAAAGAGUUUGCUGCGUAUUACUCACUUGAAAAUGGCCAUUUGUUGUGGUUUGAGUACAACGGAACUUCUAAAAUUGAAGUACAAAUAUUUGACAUGAGUUGCCUUGAAAUAGAGUAUCCUUCCAAUGACCUCAUCAAUGAUGGUAACUUGGCUGGGAUCUUGAAUGAACAGCCGCAGCCGAAGAAAAAGGCGAAAGCAGCACCGAAGCCAUCAUCUCCUUCUAGAAGUAAAAGAGUGAAAUUUACUGUCAAAACUAUAGAUGUGGAAGAUAGUGAAGAAGAUAGCGAAUUGGAUAGCCAAUCCAAAGAGACACAGCUUAAGAAAUUGCCAUAUGUGGAUGAUUUCUAUCCUGGGACCAGUGGGUUUCAAGCUCUGAAUGAAGCACAGAAAUUCAAAUCAGAAAAUCCCUUUUUCAUAGUCAAGGCAAGGCAAAGCAAUGUAUCAAGACCAACAGUUAAUUUCCAAGCUUCCUUUUUCAGAAAGUAUUUUGAAAAGGAGCAGAAUGUACAGAUAAGGUUUCAGAAGAUACUGAUUCCUGCAAAGCUGCGCUGUUAUCCAUAUAAUUCUCAUGCCAUUAUCGCUUCCGGUUGGGGACUUUUUGUUCGAACAAGUACACUACAACCUGGGGAUGUUACUAUUUUUGAGCUCAUCGAAAGAGAAGAUCCGGUGCUUGAUGUUCAUAUUUAUAGAGCCCAAGAUUUCCAGCCUCAGGUCUCUGGGAUUCAAUCUCAGAAAGAAGCUAAGAAGUCCAAAUGUCCAAAAGAAUUCAAGAACUCCGAGUCACAAAAUCCCUCUUUCGUGAUCAAGAUAACAGAAAGUGAUCUAUCAAAAUCAAGGGCUAGCGUGCCAGUUUCCUUCUUCAACAAGUAUUUCGAAAAGAAGGAGCCGUAUGUAGUGAUACGAUUUGAUAGCAAGUUGUGGCCUGUAAAGUUGCUGUGUUAUCAGGCUAAUGCCUAUAUCUCCCGCGGUUGGCUGGCUUUCGCUCUUGACAAUAAUUUAAAAGCUGGAGAUGUUUGUAUCCUUGAGCUUGUCAAUGGAAAAGAUGCAUUGCUCGAAUGUCGUAUUUAUAGAGCAGAUGGUUAGGUAACCUGGACUUCAGGGGCUAUUUAGCCAAGAAAUUUUCUGAUAUUGUUUAGCUCCUUUUGUUGGAUCAACCUUCUACCAUAUCCAAUUUAAUUUUGUGUUUUGUUUAGUAUCCUUGUUGACAAUGUUGCUGUUUUGUGUGACCAAUAAUAAAAUGGUAUGUUUGGGAGAUAUGUACAUUCCCAUGGGAAGUUUUCAGUAGUGAGUAGUGACACACACAAAAACUGCACAUUUUAUAUGUUUGUUUUAGUCAUUAUGAUCUUAAAUAAAUUGCUUAUCAAAC
This is a messenger RNA of Arachis ipaensis, 2219 nucleotides long. RefSeq names its product B3 domain-containing transcription factor VRN1-like. The record is from RefSeq and is a predicted model, not a curated record. Lineage: Eukaryota; Viridiplantae; Streptophyta; Magnoliopsida; Fabales; Fabaceae. Gene Ontology annotation, molecular function: DNA binding.